This is a messenger RNA of Aegilops tauschii subsp. strangulata, 2343 nucleotides long. The record is from RefSeq and is a predicted model, not a curated record. Lineage: Eukaryota; Viridiplantae; Streptophyta; Magnoliopsida; Poales; Poaceae.
AUGGGGGAGACCGGAGAAAGCAUCGGCGGACGCGGCCGCCGCCGUAGGGGCACCAGAUCCUCACUUCAGCGUGGAGGCGACGGUGCUGCUGGAGCCAAUGGCGACAAGGGCAGCGGAUCUGCACGGGAGAGCGUAGAAGGCGACGCUGGCGGCACCCACGACGACAAGGGCAGCAGAUCUGCACGGGAGCGCGAACAAGGCGACGCCGGCGGCGCCCACGGCGACAAGGGCAGUGGAUCUGCACGGGAGCGCGUACAAGGCGACGUUGGCGGCGCCCACGGCGACAAGGGCAGCGGAUCUGCACGGGAGCGCAAACAAGGCGACGCCGGCGGUGCCAGCGGCGACAAGGGCAACAGAUCUGCACGGGAAAUUCCUGCGGGUGUUAAUGAAAGUCAGGAACAAGCAAACAAAAUAGGUGAUCCAGUUGUGGAGGAGGCAUUGCCUGAUGCACCAGAUACAGAUGCUGAUGAGAUGCAAGAGGAUCAUGAAAUGGGAGAUUUUGAAGAUGCAGAUGAGGACAGACCUGUCAUGAUGUAUGACAGGGAAAAUCCAUCUAUUGAGGAAGGUGUGGUCUUCCCUUCUGCAGUUGAUUGCAGAAAUGCAGUUGCAACCUACUCAAUCAAAGCUGAAACUGAGUUCUCUAUUCUGAAAAGUGACCCAACUAGGUUUACUGUCAAAUGUUCUUAUGACAGGUGUAAAUGGAGGCUACAUGCCUCUUUAAUGAGGAGGAGCACAAUGUUUCAGAUUAAAGUGAACCAACACCAGCAUACUUGUCCUAGUGUCAACAGAUCUCAGAGAUUGAGAGCUGCAAAAAGGAGGUGGAUUGCAUAUGCAUCUAUGCCCUGGAUCAGAAAAAAUCCAUCUAUUGGUCCUAAGGAAAUUCAGAUGAAGUUGCUAGAGAAGUAUGGUGUGGAGGUGCCAUAUGACAGGUGCUACAAUGGCAAAGAGAUGGCACUGGACAAAAUAUAUGGCAAGUAUAGUGAUAGUUUCCAACUUCUUUAUUCUUUCAAAGCUGAAGUGGAGAGGGCAUCACCAGGCAGUCUAGUAGAAAUUGACAGGCACACAGUUGAGUAUCAGAUUAAAGGCAAGAAGUAUUACAAGGAGUGUUUUAGAAGAGUGUUUGUUUGCUUCAAAGCUUGUCAGAAGGGUUUUCUGGAGGGGUGCAGGCCAUACCUGGCUGUAGAUGCUACAACAUUGAAUGGUAGGUUUAGAGGGCAGCUUGUAGCAGCUUGUGCACUGGAUGGCCACAACUGGUUGUUUCCAGUUGCUUAUGGUGUUCUAGAAGUGGAGUCUACUGAGAGUUGGACAUGGUUUUUCACAAACCUGAAGAAAAUGGUAGGUCAUCCAGAAGGUUUAGUGAUACAUACUGAUGCUUGCAAGGGAUUGGAAACAGCAGUUGAUGAUAUGUACCCUGGAGUGGAACAUAGAGAGUGUAUGAGACACUUGGCUCAGAAUUUCAGUAAGAAAUUUAAGGGAAAGUUCUUUGAUGAUAACUUAUGGCCUUGUUCACUAACCUACAGUAUCAAGAAGCAUAAUUAUCAUCUGAACCAGCUCAAAAGCAAACCCAAAGUUAAGGAAUAUCUGGAGGAGCACCACACAAAAAUCUGGGCAAGAGCAGAGUUCAAUGAGAUGUGCAAGGUUGACUAUGUGAACAACAACCUUGCUGAAUCAUUCAACUCAAGAAUCAGGAAAUACAAGAGUCUUCACAUAGUUGACUUGUUAGAUAAGAUUAGGCAAUACAUCAUGGAGAAAUUUGACUUAAGAAACAGAAUUGCCACUGGCCAUUUCAUUGGGCACAACAUCAUACCAGCAAUAAUGAAGGUUUUGAUGGAGAAGACAAAAGGUUUGGAGAUGAGUAUAGUUAGGAGAAGCCCAACAGAGGCUGAGGUGACUGCUACUGACAGAGAGAAAAUAGAAUGGAGAGGUGAAGCUAGUGGAAUAGAUCAGUAUGUCCACAAAUAUUACUCAGUUGAGAUGUUUAGAGCAACUUAUGCUGACAAUCUACCAGCUCUAGAAGGCAAACAACAGUGGGACUGUGUAGAUCCAGGAUUCAAGCUGUGUGCUCCUGUUCAGAACAGACCACCAAGAAGACCAAGAAAGCAGAGGAUAAGAUCUACCAGUGAAGGAAAGGGUCUUGGUCCUAGGAAGUAUAAGUGCAAGAGAUGUGGAAGAUGUGGACACAAAACCAAAGGCUGCAAAGAAUCUGUUGAUCCAGCCUUUAGAGAAGAAGAACAUUGGGGAGCAGAUAAUGCAGAUGAUCAUCCAACAGCUAAUGAGCCAGCAGAAGCAGAAGUACAAGAUGAGGAGGAGGCUGAAGAGCCAGAAGUUGAUGUUCUUCAGUAG